UAUUUAUUUAUGAGCAUAUAGUACAAAAUAUAUUUUUUAUAAAAUCCAUAUGUGAAGUCCUCCAUCCAACUGUCAAUCUGUCAUACAUUGAUAAGAAAUUCAUUAAUUAUAGGAAGAAUUUCUGUAUCCCUUUGAAUCCCACCAGGUAUGACAACAAAACCCGAACCACGGGUAAAAUCCAUGUUAACGGGGUUUGGGCCGGAUUUGGGUUUAAACCCGUACACUAUUCACUGGGUUGAGUUUGAGUUUAGGUAAACCCGACCCAUGGGUACCCGCCCACACCCAUAUAAUUAAUUUUCUCUGUAUAUAUAAUAUCCUAAACAACUAGUCUUAUUUAUGUUUGUGGAGAUAUGUCUAUUUUUUUUUAAUUGUGUAGAAUGAAGUUGAUGUUAUCGAGUGGAGAGUGAAGAAACUUAAUUGAAAGGAAGAAGAUUUUAAUUAAUCAUGUUAUUUAUGGAUAAUUUGUGAUUUGCUUCAAUUUUCUUGAGUUUUCUAGAUUGGUGUUGAACAAUUUGUAUAGUUAAUUUGUGAUUUGCUUGAAUUUUCUAGAAUGGUGUUUUAUAUAAUGAUAAUUUAUAUUGAGAUAUUGAUAUUUGACUUUAAUUUUGAAAGGAACUUGUUAUUGUAAAUUUUUUUAUGACAAAAACCCGAAUGGGUACCCAGCGGGUUGGGUUGGGUUUGAGUUUUUCUAACCCAGUGGGUUUUACCCUAGGUUUUUUUCACGGAUAAACCCAUGGAUUUGGGUUUGGAAAAACUCAACCCAUUGUCAUCCCUACCCCAUGGAUUCUAGAGAGAGGAGCCUUUUUAUACUAGUUAAAAUCAGUGUUCGUAUCUCAUUUUUUUUUUUGAUGGUUAAAUCAAAAUUGCAUUAAACCCCGGCACCAAUAGCAAAUCGCUAUGGAGCCCUCACAAACUGACAGUCCCUGUACAUCAAACCCAAAUGGUAAUCACAAAAUCAAAAGAUAGCUACCUAUCUACCCCAAGCCCCCUUUCUACAAAACAGUCAAUCAAAUUUUGGUUCAAAAGGCAUCUCCCUCGAAUGAAUCUUCGAGCAACACUCUGCAGCUGCAAAGGACUCCUCGCCGCAGCAGAACCAUACAUCCUUGCACACCUCUCCCUCCACACAAGGCUAAUCAAAACACUCCAACACAUUCUGUUAAGGAAGUUCACAGUGGUAUUAGCACUCCACUGUUGCACACACCAAUUCAACAUGGAACCCCAACUAUCAAGCACAGGAGGCAAGGCUACCCCCAGCACACGCAUAUAUAAGUAUUGUAUAUAAGAGCAGUGAACAAACAGAUGGUCCCGAGUCUCCACACCUCCAGGACACAUCAGACAGCACCCAGAUAAUGGUUUUCCCCAUGCGAUAAGUUUGUCCUGAAGCUUUAGUUUAUCAUUUAUCACCAACCACGCAAUGAAUCCAUGUCGAGGUAUAACAUACUUAUCCCAAACCAAAUGGAACCAAUUAACCUCAUUCUCUUUCUGCCUUAAUGACUCCCACACCCUCGAAACAGAGUAGGGGCACAUAGCCAAGCCAUCCCACUGCAGCUCAGAAUUUACCACAGAGAUAUGAGGCCUCACCAGUUGUCUACACUUUAAUAGCCUCUUCCAUAUCCAAUUCCCUGCUGCACUCUCCUUCAAAUCCCAUAUCUCAUUUUUUUCAUAAAUAUAUAAAUUAAUAUUCUUUUUGCUAUAAUUUGAACACAAAAUAAUAGUCAUUUAAAACAUGUAAUUUCGAUAUUAUCAAAGUGAUAAUAUCGUUAUAUCACAGUGAUAUUAUAAAAUAUCUCAUUCUGAAUGACUAUUCGUCGCCCUAAAAUUUAAAUUUUAUCACCCUAAACUUUACCGGAUGAUACACUCACCUCUGCGGCCGCCUCUUCCAAUCGCCCCUCCAUCCAUCACAACCCGGUACCCCCACCCAAUCCCCCACCCGAAUUCACAGCUUCCAUGUGGAUUGAUUUCCUACAGCUUGUUCCUUGGUUCUGUUCUUGUUGUGUUUUUUUUAUUUGAAUGAUGAACUUUAUUACAAAGAGGAAACAAGAAAAUACAACUAAAAAAAAGAACACCUUUACAAAAAGAAGAAAAUUUUGAGAAGAAAAAGAACUUUUUUUUGGCAAAACAAUACCAAAACUCAAAGAGAAAAAAACAAGAAUCAGAAUGGAAACUUCAAGACUGGAGACAGAUAACUAACACUAACAGAAAGAGAAACAAAAACAAAGUGAAUUCCCUUGAACCUCAAGGCCCCAAAAACCACCUACACAUUGAGGCAAAACCAAGAAACAAAUCAAAACAAAGAAACAACUAUCAACCAUCCCCAAUCCUUACCCAUUGUUGUAAGUGGGCUUCUGAAAGAAUUUUAAAUGCUCGAAGCAAGUCGUUUGCUUUAUGCUCUUUCCUUGCUACAAAGACAGUGGCAUAACGCUUGAAGAUUUCAAGCUCAUUAAGAUGCAUAUGGCCAAUUGUACGAUUAUUAAGCUGUGUACAACUUUCUCAAAAAACAAAAAAAAACUCUCCUUUUGCUACCUCCUAAGAAAUUUGUGCGCUUUUUCUGAAUUCAAGGCUGUUUGUUAGGCCGGACUUGGGUUUAAGUGUUCGGAAGACAAAUAAAUGAAUUAAGGAUAUUAGAAUAAAUUUAAUAUAUUUAGGGCAACGAAUAACAAUUCUCAUUCUUGUUUUAACUAAGAUUUAAAACUUUUACAUAAAAGAACAUCAUAUUAAUUAUGAGUUACAUAAUGACAUCUAUAUUACUAUAUAUUGAUAAACGAAAUAAAUUAUCCUUUCAAAUACAUGUUUACUAUAAUCUUAUCACUAUCGUAUCAUAAUCUUACCACUACGGUCCUACUCACAGUAUCAUUAUAUCAUGAUAUUAUCACUUUAUUAUAAUGUCUUGAUAUGAUCACACACAGUGAUAUUGUGACAUCAAUUCCAGCAGAGGUCUCAUCCUCCCCGGACGGGAAGAGUGAGGCGGAAUCGGUGCAGGCAAAGAAAAAGGUCCGGCCACUGAACCUGGAAAAAAUGCUGCUGUAGAGAUGGAAACUGACAAACAGACAACUCCGAACCCUCGUUUGGGGGGAGAAGGUAAAGGGAAGCUAUUCAGUGAUAUGGUGAAACAAGAUAACUGGUAUAUAGCUGAUUCGGAUUCUGAGGACGUCGCCUUGGCUGAGAAAGAAGAAGAUGACGUGGAUGAGGAAGACUAGGUCGUAAGGUCUCAUUCAUUCCCCUCUCUCGGAGGUUGAAUUACCUCUGGGCUCGGAAUGGCGAGCUGCAGAUUUCAGAUAUGGAAAAGGGGUGCUUCUUGGUACGAUUUAGAAGCAAGAAGGAUUAUGAUGCCGUGAUCAUGGGCGGCCCUUGGCUUCUUGGUGAGACAUAUCUCACAGUCCAUAGAUGGUAUAAGGGUUUCAACCCGUGGAAAGCAGAAGUAUCUUCAACAAUGAUAUGGGUGCAACUACCUGAACUUCCAAUAGAAUUUAUUAACAAGCAGGCAGUGCUACGGAUUGCGGAAGAGAUAGGGAACCACAUCCGUGUUGACCUUGCAACCGAGUUGGGUGCGAGGGGAAAGUUUGCAAGAGUAUGUGUGGAGGUGGAUCUGACCCAGCCAUUGCUCCCGCAAUACAAAAUUGAGGGAGUCACUUACUUGAUCCAAUAUGAGGGCCUUGAUAAUAUUUGCACAAAUUGCGGCUCUUACGGGAGAUCAACUCGUCUUUGUAGCUGCACAAACUCGGUUUAGGAGAUGGAAGCAGAGUCAACUGAAGGGCAAUGUCAACAUGCUGCAGGGAGUCGGCCAAAGAAAGAUCCAACAAAUGGGCAAAUAUAUGGCGAAUGGAUGAUGGUCAGGAAAAAAGGCUGGCGACAGAAUAGAUAUGACAAUGUGGGGAAGCCAUUGGGAUGAGAGAAGGCACCAAACAACCACUUUGAAGUUUUAUCGGAGGAAGAGUCAAAAGAGGAAGCAAGCAUGGAGCAAGGUGAGGAAGUGGAAAAGCCCAUACAAAGCCAUGCACGUGAAAAUAAAGCUAAAAAAACGGGAGGGUAAAGGAGGUGUCGGGAGAGAUAGUAGAGAAUAUGAGAGGGAAGGGCAACAUGGGAUCAAUGGAAAGGGAACAACAAGAGGUGGGUGGGACAAAUAAGAAGGUGGAGGGAAAGGAAAAUCCUCCCAAAACCCAUGACCCUGGCGCUUACGUGAGUGCAUCGAUGCACAAACGGCAGGCGGGAGUGCAAAGCUCUCAAGCUGAGCAUGAGAAACAAAAAGGUGGGGAGUUGAAGGGUGGCACACAAGUUAACAAGCAGGGAAAACAAAAGUUGAAAAGGAAACCUGGAGCUGAGGGUGCGGGGAACCGAUCCCCUUCAGGCAAUAAAUGAGAAUCAUAAGUUACAACUGCUGCGGGUUGUGGAAGUCGCGUGCAGUUGGAGCCCUACAAUUGCUUCUUUGGCGAUUGUCUCCUCAGUUGGUUUUCUUGAUGGAAACCAAGCAAACGGAAGCAGAAAAUGGAAAAAACAGGAUCGAGCUAGGGUACGAGGAGGGCGAGAGUUUCUCAACGGAUAGAUCCCGCAGGGGUCGAGCUGGGGGCGUUACUCUGUGGUGGAGGGAAGGACUGGAUGUGACCGUGAUGUCUCUCUCCCAAAAUCACAUUGAUGCCAAGAUAGUGUCGGAAACAGGAGAACGGUGGGGUUUUCAGGAAUAUACGGCUGGCCGGAAGACCAAGAUCAAUGGCGAACAUGGGAUUUAAUAGACCGGCUUGCAAACCAAUGGUCCGGCUCUUGGGUUUGUGGCGGGGAUUUUAACAAAGUAUUAACGUCUUUGGAGAAUUCUGGUGGUCGGCCAGGAUCUGAGAGAGAAAUGAUGGCUUUUCAUACGUGCAUUAUGGGAGCUGAGUUAUUUGAUCUGGGGUUUCACGACUAUCAGUUCACCUGGGAGAAUCGUCGAGCUAGUGACAAAUACAUUGAGGAAAGGAUUGAUAGAUUUGUCUCAAAUGAUGGGUGGAAGGCUAUUUUCCCAAAAGCUCGGAUGCGUCACCUUGAUAAGGAGAGAUCUGACCAUAGGCCUAUUCUAUGUGAUACGAACGGGGAGGAGGAUGAGGAGCUGAAGUGGGGAUGGUCUUUUAAGUUUGACCCUCACUGGGCACGACAUGGAGAAUGCCCAAAAGUGAUUGAGGAGACAUGGAAGCAAGAACCAGAGGCGGAUACACUAACAAAAUUGCUAUUUUGCAGGUAAAAACUUGAGAAAUGGAGCCGAACAGCCUUCCCAAACUUUCGAAUCCAUAGAGAGCGCACCAAGAGAGCUCGGAAGACGCUCGAACAUUCCCGGCGCUCCCCUGUGGUAGAGACACAACUCAAACUAUUGGACAAGGAAGAGGAGGAGCUUGAUCACUAUGAAGAGUUGUACUGGAAGCAACGCUCAAGGGCUGAUUGGCUAAAAGGAGGAAAUUGUAACACUAACUUUUUCCACAGGAAAGCUUCAGCGAGACGAAGGCAAAACAAAAUCAAACAAUUGAAAAAUGAGAAUGGGUGCGAGGGCACGAGCAAUUGUUCAAUUGCUUAACCUCCUACUUUCGUGUUUUGUUUACCGUAGGGGAAGUGCCGAAUGAAACUCAGGUUUUGGA
Messenger RNA from Linum trigynum, 5597 nucleotides. Lineage: Eukaryota; Viridiplantae; Streptophyta; Magnoliopsida; Malpighiales; Linaceae. The record is from the annotation of a GenBank genome assembly.